AUGGCCCCCUUCCUCCGGGCAUCUACAUGGACUCAGGUCCUCCUGGGAGGUUCUCUCUGGCUAUCUGUGCUCUGGGUACUGUUGUGCCCUGUCUGCUGUUCUCGUGGUCCACCAAAAUGGCGCUUUGCUACCUCUGAAGUUGUGAUUCCCAGGAAGGUUCCUCAGAGAAUGGGUGGAAGCGAUAUGCCGGACCAGAUGACCUACAGCAUGCGCUUCAGGGGACAAAGACACGUGGUCCAUAUGAAACUCAAGAAGAAUAUGAUUCCUGAAAACGUUCCUGUGUACACUACUAAUGACCAAGGAGCCGAGCAGGAAGACUACCCAUUUGUUCCCCGAGACUGUUACUUCUACAGCUACCUGGAAGGGGUCCCUGGGUCCCAAGCUACACUAGACACCUGCCAUGGAGGUCUGAAUGGCAUGCUGCAGGUAGAUGACUUCACUUAUGAAAUCAAACCAUUGGCAUCUUCUUCCAAAUUUGAGCAUGUAAUUUCUCUGCUUGUGAUGGAAAUGUCACAUAAGUCUAAAAAGUGUAGAAAUGAAGAGAAUGUGGCGGAGGCAGAUGAAUCCCUUGAAGAGACGAGGCUUUCUGGAAGUCCCAGAGCAGCUCCAGUGUAUUUGUGGCGUGUGCACGUGAAAUUACUCCGAGUGCACUAUACGAUGAGUUCUUCAUUAGCUAAAAGCAUCAACAACUUUACCGCCUCACUUGAGAUGAUAUUGAUCAUAAACAGCAUAACAGAUAGCAUUUAUAAACUAUCUGGAUUGACUAUCUUUACAAGUGCUAUAUGGAUUUGGGAAAAUUCAGACUUGGUGAACUUACACGAUGAUUUCGGAAGGAUUUCGGAAAAUUUUUCCGUACAUAGACUCCGACUAUAUAAUUCAAUCAAGGUUUCCAGUUCAGUUCUUUUAACAGGACAUAUAAUUGGAGAUUUGGAUUACUCAGCCCCUCAGCAUGGAGUGUGCAAACACAAAUUGGGAAUAGUAUAUGUACAUGUUGCAAAUCGUCAUGCAUUUCUGGGGGCAACUCUUCUGGCUCAUGUGCUAGGUCACAGUCUGGGUUUAGACCAUGAUCAACCGGGCUGUGUUUGUUUCAGAAGAAGCAGUUGUGUCAUGAACGAAUUUCCCUCUCUUAUGGAUAUGAUGAGCAAUUGUUCCCAAGCUGGGAUACAUGAUAGGAUCCAUGGAUGGGACGAAUGCCUGAGUUUCGAUCGUCAGCAGUAUGACAACUUUAAAUACAUAGUUCCUCGGUGUGGAGAUAAGAGGGUGGAUGAAAAUGAGCAGUGUGACUGUGGCUCCUUUAAAGAGUGUUUCCUUAACAAGUGUUGCGGCAUCAAUUGUGAGUUUUCUCAGGACAGUGAUUGCGAUACAGGAGGUUGCUGUAGGGACUGUUUAUUUAUAACCGCUGGAUCUGUGUGCAGACACAAACUUGGUAUUUGUGAUCUGCCAGAAUACUGUGAUGGGACCUCAGAGAAGUGCCCAGAAGAUAUGCACAUCCAGGAUGGAACUCCUUGCUCACCACUAGCAGUUUGCAUGUCAGGAAACUGCAGUGAUCGCAAUAUGCAGUGUCAAGCUCUUUUUGGAUAUGAAGUAAAGGAUGCUUCGCCAAUAUGCUAUAAAGAAUUAAAUCCCAAAGGUGACCGAUUUGGAAACUGUGGGAUGAAGUUACAAAGAGGAGGAAGCCAACCUCUCGCAUGUCAAGACGACGGUAUUUUUUGUGGACUGCUGCAUUGUGAUGGUGUCAUUCGUAUUCCUGGUGGAGGUGAGCACACUACAUUUCAUCACAUAAAGGUACAAGGUAUUAAAGAAGAACAGUGCUUUGGGUAUGGCGGCUGGCAACCACCAUACUGUGAAAAGAAAGGACUAGGUGGUAGUACAGACAGUGGCCCUAUGACUUUGACUAAGGAUAUGUUUCAAGCCAAAAUACAUGUGCAUAUAAACAGGAUACUACUUGUUUUAUUUACUCGUAUUGCUCUUAUCUUGGUUUCACUUAUUUUGGGUGCAUUUACAAAAGCAAUAAUGAUUGUAGACCUCAGACAUGAACAUUCUAUGAUAAGAUAGAAUUGAUUCCAUUCCAUACUAACUGGAGCCACACAAUGAACAACCCAUGUCAAUCACUACAAGAAAUUUCCAUUGAUUUCCCCUGACAGCUGUGUAACCUGUCCAAGUCUGAGAUUUCCAUCUUGAAAUAAAAUCACUGGGGAAUUAAAAU
Molecule: messenger RNA, 2206 nt
Organism: Cricetulus griseus (Chinese hamster)
Lineage: Eukaryota; Metazoa; Chordata; Mammalia; Rodentia; Cricetidae
Source: RefSeq, a predicted model, not a curated record